Messenger RNA from Phascolarctos cinereus (koala), 5996 nucleotides. Lineage: Eukaryota; Metazoa; Chordata; Mammalia; Diprotodontia; Phascolarctidae. The record is from RefSeq and is a predicted model, not a curated record.
UUGGGCCAUUGCAUUUGAAACAACUGGCGAAGUUUGUGGAGCUCAGGAACAUUUAGAAAUCCAGGUGGAAGUCUUUCCUUUAAGGAUUCCAAAUGGUGCUGGGCUGCAGGGAGCAAAAAGUCUAUUAAAGAUGUUAAAAGCUGUAUUGAAGAAGAGUCGAGAAGGAGGAAAGGGAAGCAAGAAAGAGUCAGGUGACUUUUGUGCUGAGAAUGCACCUCAAAUUAUCAGCGCAUCUGGCCACAGAACAGAUUUUUCCAUAAGUAAUAUUUCGGGAGGAGAAGACGCAUGCAGGACAAACUUCACAAAAGGAGUUUCCAUGUCUUUGCCUUCAUCUCCCUUGCUGCCUCGUCAGUCUUAUUUGGUGCAGUCGAGAUCGAACAAAAAAUCUCCAGGUCCAAUCAGGAAGCCCAAGUACGUGGAGAGUCCCAGAGUGCCAGGAGACGCAGUUAUAAUACCACUGAGAAAAGUGUCAGAAUCAACAGAGUCCAAUCAGAAUGAAGCAAAGCCAGACAAUGAAUCGAGCUGUUCGCCUGCAGCUCAGGAACUGUUGACGAGGCUGGGAUUUUUGCUGGGAGAAGGGAUCCCAAGUACUGCACACAUAGCCCUUGAAGAAAAAAAUGAAGCCAUGUGUACAGCUCCCAGCCAAGGGAUCAGUCCUUGCUCUACACUAACGAGCAGCACGACAUCACCUAGCACUGACAGUCCCUGCUCAACCUUGAAUAGCUGUGUCAGCAAGACGGCAGCCACCAAAAGUCCCUGUGGGACCAUUAGCAGCCCUAGUUCCACACUGGAAAGCAAGGACAGUGGGAUUAUAGCCACAAUUACAAGUUCAUCCGAGAACGAUGACCGGAGUGGCUCCAGUUUGGAAUGGAGUAAAGAUGGAAGCUUAAGAAUUGGAGUCCAGCAAGGAAUUCUUCAUGAUCGGAGGGCAGAUAAUUGUUCCCCGGUGGCAGAAGAGGAGACAACCGGAUCAACAGAGAGUCUGCCCAAAGCAGAAGGAUCUGUUGGAGAUGGUCCUGUUCCAUACACACAGAACUCCAGCUCCCUAAUCAUGCCACGGCCUAACUCAGUUGCAGCAACAAGCUCAACCAAGUUGGAAGAUUUGAGCUACUUAGAUGGACAGAGGAAUGCUCCCCUUCGAACGUCAAUCAGAUUGCCUUGGCACAAUACCGCAGGAGGUCGAGCACAGCAAGAAAUUAAAGCACGGUUUGUCCCUUACAAGCCACAAGACAUUUUGUUGAAGCCACUGUUGUUUGAAGUGCCAAGCAUAACAACAGACUCUGUGUUCAUUGGAAGAGAUUGGCUCUUUCAACUGAUAGAAGAAAACUUGAAGAAUACAGAGUUGGCAGAAAAUAGGGGAGCAGUCGUUGUUGGAAAUGUGGGAUUUGGGAAGACUGCAAUUAUUUCUAAGUUGGUGGCACUUAGCUGCCAUGGGAGCCGCAUGAGACAGAUUGCUUCAAACAGUCCCAGUUCAUCGCCUAAAAGUUCUGAUCCCUGCCAGGAUCUUCCUUUCACCCCAUUGUUCUCACCCAGUGCCUCCACCGGUGCUCCCAGUGCUGUGAAAGCCCCAAGUUGUCCUGGUACUCCUGAGCAUCAGAGACCGGUAGAUGGUGCCUUGAGAUACCUUGCCUCUAAGGUUGUGGCCUAUCACUAUUGCCAAGCUGACAACACCUACACAUGCCUGGUCCCUGAGUUUGUGCACAGCGUCGCUGCUUUGCUGUGCCGCGCACAUCCGUUGGCUGCCUACAGAGACCUGCUGAUAAAGGAGCCCCAGCUACAGAGUAUGCUGAGCCUUAGGUCAUGUGUUCAGGACCCAGUGGCAGCUUUCACCAGAGGAGUCCUGGAACCACUUGCCAACCUCAGAAAUGAGCAGAAAAUUCCAGAGGAAGAAUACAUUAUUUUGAUAGAUGGCCUAAAUGAAGCUGAGUUUCAUAAACCCGAUUAUGGAGACACACUUUCUUCAUUUAUUACCAAAAUUAUUUCUAAAUUUCCUGCCUGGCUGAAGUUGAUUGUAACUGUAAGAGCAAAUUUUCAGGAAAUCAUAAGUGCAUUGCCAUUUUUCCGAAUUUCACUGGAUGAUUUCCCUGAAAACGAAGAGAUCCACAAUGAUCUGAAUGCCUAUGUCCAGUAUAGGAUCAACAGUAGCCAAGAGAUUGUCAGCAACAUUUCUCUAAAUGGGAAAGCAGAUGCUGCCAUCAUUGGGAAAGUAAGCAACCAUCUUGUCAUGAGGAGCUUGGGAUCUUAUCUGUAUUUGAAGCUGACAUUGGAUCUCUUCCAAAGAGGACAUUUAGUGAUUAAAAGUGCAAGCUACAAAGUUGUUCCUGUGUCUCUAUCAGAACUCUAUUUGCUGCAGUGUAACAUGAAGUUCAUGACCAACUCUGCCUUCGAAAGAGCUCUUCCCAUUUUAAAUGUGGCUCUUGCUUCCCUUCACCCCAUGACGGAUGAACAGAUUUUUCAGGCUAUCAAUGCUGGUCAUAUACAAGGCGAACAGGAGUGGGAUGACUUUCACCAAAGAAUGGAAUCCCUUUCGUGCUUCCUGAUAAAGAGGAGAGACAAAACACGCAUGUUUUGCCAUCCCUCCUUCAGAGAAUGGCUUGUUUGGAGAGCUGAUGGUGAAAACACUGACUUCUUGUGUGAGCCAAGGAAUGGACACGCUCUCUUGGCAUUUAUGUUCUCCAGACAGGAGGGAAAGUUGAAUCGCCAACAAACCAUGGAACUUGGGCAUCACAUUCUUAAGGCACAUAUUUUUAAGGGUCUCAGUAAAAAAACUGGAAUUUCUUCAAGCCAUCUUCAAGCCCUAUGGAUUGGGUAUAGCACUGAUGGACUGUCAGCUGCUCUUGCGUCCUUGAGAAAUCUUUACACUCCCAAUGUGAAGGUAAGCCGUCUCCUGAUCUUGGGGGGAGCCAAUGUAAACUACAGGACGGAAGUUUUGAACAACGCCCCAGUGUUAUGUGUCCAGUCCCACCUUGGCCAUGAGGAAGUGGUCAUUCUUCUGUUGGAAUUUGGAGCCUGCCUGGAUGGGAUGUCAGAGAACGGCAUGACCCCACUCUGCUAUGCAGCAGCUGCUGGCCAUAUGAAUAUAGUCUCUCUGCUGUCCCGAAAGGGAGCAAGGAUUGAUCACCUGGACAAGAAAGGCCAAUGUGCAUUAGUACACAGUGCUUUACGGGGACACUGCGACAUCCUUAAAUUCCUGCUGAAUUAUGACUGGACAGCUAGUACUCAUCAGCAAAGCAUGUUAAGGAAAAGCCAGGCCCUUCAGCAGGCAUUGACUGCAGCCUCUAGUAUGGGGCACAGUGAGGUGGUCCAGUGCUUGCUGGGAAUGGAAAAGGAAUAUGAAGUAGAUGUCAAUGGCACAGACACAUUAUGGGGAGAAACAGCUUUAACGGCUGCUGCAGGAAGAGGGAAGCUGGAAGUGUGUGAAUUGCUGCUACAACAUGGAGCAACUGUGUCCAGAACGAACAAAAGAGGGAUCCCGCCCUUGUUCUGUGCUGUGCGCCAGGGCCACUGGCAGAUUGUCAGAUUGCUGUUAGAACAUGGCUGUGAUGUGAACUCAGGUGACAAGCAGGGUCGGACCCCACUCAUGGUGGCUUCUUGCGAGGGGCAUUUGAACACUGUGGAAUUUUUGCUCUCCGAAGGUGCAGCUAUUUCUUCUCUGGAUAAAGAGGGACUGUCAGCAUUAAGCUGGGCAUGUCUGAAAGGCCAUAGGGGAGUGGUUCAGUACCUGGUUGAGAAAGGAGCUACAAUAGAUCAAACAGACAAGAAUGGGCGCACACCCCUAGAUCUGGCAGCAUUUUAUGGUGAUGCAGAUACUGUUCUCUAUCUUGUGGAAAAAGGAGCUGUCAUUGAGCACGUGGACCACAGUGGCAUGCGUCCUUUGGACAGGGCAAUUGGUUGUCGUAACACAUCUGUCGUGGUCACCUUACUGAGAAAAGGAGCCAAAUUAGGAAAUGCAGCUUGGGCAAUGGCCACUUCAAAACCUGAUAUUCUGAUUAUACUUUUACAGAAGUUAAUGGAGGAAGGAAAUGUGUUGUAUAAGAAAGGGAAGAUGAAGGAAGCAGCCCAGAGAUACCAAUGUGCCUUAAGGAAAUUUCCUCGUGAAGGGUUUGGUGAAGACAUGAAGGCAUUCAAUGAACUACGGGUUUCCCUCUAUCUGAACUUGUCCCGGUGCCGAAGGAAAACAAAUGAUUUUGGCAUGGCAGAAGAAUUUGCUUCCAAGGCUCUGGAGUUGAAACCCAAAUCCUAUGAAGCUUAUUAUGCCAGAGCAAGAGCAAAGAGGAAUAGCAGGCAAUUUGUGGCUGCUCUGGCUGAUUUGCAGGAGGCUGUGAAGUUGUGUCCCACCAACCAAGAAAUCAAGAGGCUUCUGAGUCGUGUAGAAGAGGAAUGCAAACAGCUGCAGAAAAGCCAGCAACAGAAGCAACAGUGCCCUCCCUUGGCCCCAGCCAAUGACUCAGACAAUGAGGAGGAGGCCCCACCUCCUGGAUUGGAUGAUCAGUUUCCCACGGAGGAGGCUGAAGAGGAGGUGACAGUGCAGCUGGGGGACUUGGUUUCACUGCCUGUGAGGCCUCAGCCCUCUUCCUCAGCACCUGCUCCAUACAGUAGAACCCUUCAGGAAGGUCUGCAGCCAAAAGCAAGAUCAGCAUCACCCCAGAAUAGGCCAGCAAGCAGUAAGCUCCCAAGGGAGCCAGUUGUUCAGCCAGGUUUGAUAAUGCAGCCUACUAAGCGGGCACAGAUUGUGAAAACCAACCAGCACCUGAGUUCUCUUCAGUCUAACUUGAGAACUGGAGUAGGUACUAGUGGUGCAAAAAUUCAGGCUUCUUCUCAGAAUCCUCCCCCAAGUCCCAUGCCAGGAAGGUCACCUGCGAUUCUCACUAAUAGAAGCCAACAUUUAGAAGGGACAGGCUCUUUCCCUACAGGAGCCAACUCUGGCCUAUAUGGUGACCGGCUGGGCAUCAGUCAGAAUGCACAUCUGCAGCGCAGUGAGAGUGGCUCUGCAUAUCCUUUACCAAGCAAGGUUAAAACUGCAGAGAGGCUUCUAGCUCAUGCUUCCUUAACAAAUAUGGAAGUAGCCCCUCCAAGCCAAAGCGUGUCAGUGAAUUGUAGUGAUAUGAGGCAUGUAGGUUCUCUGGCUAAUUCAGCCUCUAACGGUUCUCCAUCUGGAAGCAUGAAAAUGUCCACUUCAGCCAGCAGUUUAGCUUCAAGUAGCAGUUUUUCCGAUGGUUUGAAGGCCCAAGGGGUAGAUGCAAGAAAUAAGGAGAAGGUGGCUAAUAACCAGGGUCAGAGUGGUACAGCUGAGCACAGGCCACGCAAUACUCCAUUCAUGGGCAUUAUGGAUAAGACUGCAAGAUUCCAACAACAGGGAAAUCCAUCCAGCCGUACCUGGCACUGCCAGGUGACCGAGGGGUUACUGACAAACCCAUCUGCAGCUGGCCUGCAGUCUUCACACUGUGAGCAGCCCUCUGUCAAACUAGGAGGAUACAAUAACCAAACUAAAAUGUGUUCUGCUUCCCCCCUGGGUGGAAUUGUCCACAAUGGGGCCCAGUUGAAAGAACUUGAGGAAAACAAGUGCCAAAUAUCAGCCCAUUGUCAAGACAGCCGGAGAGCCAAGAAUGUUUCUCAUUUGUAUCCGGAGAGCAUCUCGAAACAACAGCCCCCUAUUAGUAAGGAAAUCCAUCGGAGUCAUAUCACUUCAGCAAAACCAAAGCGAUCGUUCAUAGAAUCCAAUGUGUAAGCAUUAAGAGAAGUGCUGUGUAAAACAGAGAAAGCAAUGUACUGGUGCCUGGGGUAAAUUACUAAUUGUGGCUGUUUUAUCCUAAAAAUAAGAGCUUUUUAGUUAUGGUUUUUGAUGUUUUCUGUGGGGCUGAUUGUGAUUGGGUAUUGACCAUCAGUGGUAUCAAAAAAAGUAGGAUAAACCACUUUAAUGUGAAGCUAAAAGUCACCAUGAACAAGAAUGUUAACUGGAAUGUCAAGCAGAGCUGGAAAAAAUUGACAAAUAAAUG